GCCAUGGAGGGAUCACUGGGCAACCCCUACCGCAAGGACCACGCGGAAUCCCCAGUGAAGGAGAGGAUGGAGGAGACUCCUGCCCACCGGCUGGACGAGGCUCUGUUGACCUGUGAGAUGGAUGGCUCACGGCACUUCCCUGAGUCCAGGAACAACAACCACAUCAAGAGGCCCAUGAAUGCCUUCAUGGUGUGGGCCAAGGACGAGAGGAGGAAGAUUUUACAGGCCUUCCCUGACAUGCACAACUCCAGCAUCAGCAAGAUCUUGGGCUCCCGCUGGAAGUCCAUGACAAACCAGGAGAAGCAGCCUUACUACGAGGAGCAAGCCCGGCUGAGCAGGCAGCACCUGGAGAAGUACCCCGACUACAAGUACAAGCCGCGGCCCAAGCGGACCUGCAUCGUGGAGGGCAAGAGGCUGCGCGUGGGCGAGUACAAGGCGCUGAUGAGGAACCGCCGGCAGGACGCCAGGCAGGGCUACUUGCUAGGGCCCCAGGGCAGCCAGCUGCCCGCUGCCUCCUCGGACGUGCUGUACCAGCGGCCGGUGGGCAUGCAGCUGACCCCCCCGCUGAUGGAGCACUACCUGCCCCGUGGCAUGGAUGCCAGCAUGCCCGUCAUCGUCAACACCCGCAGCCUGAAGGAGGGGGAGGAGGGGCAGGAGGGCGAGCUGUACCGCUACAGCGAGGAGGAGGACUCCGAGGGAGAGGACAAGAGCGACGGCGAGCUGGUGGUGCUGACGGACUGA
Messenger RNA from Merops nubicus (carmine bee-eater), 741 nucleotides. RefSeq names its product transcription factor SOX-13-like. Gene Ontology annotation, biological process: cell fate commitment; regulation of transcription by RNA polymerase II. Gene Ontology annotation, cellular component: nucleus. The record is from RefSeq and is a predicted model, not a curated record. Gene Ontology annotation, molecular function: DNA-binding transcription factor activity, RNA polymerase II-specific; RNA polymerase II cis-regulatory region sequence-specific DNA binding. NCBI's taxonomy places the organism in Eukaryota, Metazoa, Chordata, Aves, Coraciiformes, Meropidae.